Molecule: messenger RNA, 210 nt
Organism: Eruca vesicaria subsp. sativa (arugula)
Lineage: Eukaryota; Viridiplantae; Streptophyta; Magnoliopsida; Brassicales; Brassicaceae
Source: the annotation of a GenBank genome assembly
AUGUUUCUUGCAGGCAUAUCAUUCUCAAGCACAGAAGAAACAUUAACACGAGUCUUUUCCAGUUAUGGUCGAGUUCUUGGAGUGUUUGUUGCUUCAGUGGAUGUGAUGAUGGACAAAGUCAGAUGCAGACCAAAAGGGUUUGCUUAUGUCACAUUCUCUUCCAAAGAAGAAGCCCACAAAGCUUUACUUGAACUUAACGGACAGGCAUGA